CUCCGCCCCGGGGCGGGGCGUCCUCAGCUCCGCCAGCUGCGCGCUUGUCCGUCCCAGCGGCUCUGCGUUCUCAGCUGCGGUCCUCGCGCCAUGGCGGCCGCCGCGCUGCAGCCGAGGCGGGCGCUGCGUCCCGGAGGCCUGCGCGCCUUAUCGGCCGCGACCGCCGCCGCCUGGGGAGCCAGCCCAAGUACAGCUGUAAGAGCAUCUAGAACUGACAGGACCGUAAAAAGGAAGGCACUACCUCCUAGGACUGAAAAAAUGGAUGUUAACCAGGACUGGCCCAGUGUUUACCCAGUUGCGGCACCAUUUAAACCCUCAGCUGUACCUCUGCCUAUUCGAAUGGGCUAUCCAGUAAAGAAGGGAGUGCCCAUGGGAAAGGAGGGAAAUCUAGAGCUUGUAAAGAUCCCAAAUUUUCUGCAUUUGACUCCUGUGGCAAUUAAAAGGCACUGUGAGGCUCUGAAAGACUUCUGCACCGAAUGGCCAGCUGCACUGGACACUGAUGAGAAGUGUGAGAAGCAUUUUCCGGUUGAGGUCGACACCUCCGACUACGUUUCAUCAGGACCAUCCAACCGAAACCCCAAGGCACGAGUGGUAACACUAAGGGUUAAACUUUCCAGUUUGAAUUUAGACGAUCAUGCAAAGAAGAAACUUAUUAAACUUGUAGGAGAACGGUACUGCAAGGCCACAGAUGUGCUCACCAUUAAGACAGAUAGGUGCCCCUUAAAGAGACAGAACUACGACUAUGCAAUGUACCUGCUCACAGUUUUGUACCAUGAGUCUUGGAAAACUGAAGAAUGGGAAAAAAACAAGACGGACGCAGACAUGGACGAGUACGUGUGGGAGAACAGCACCUCGCAGAGAAACGCCGUCCAGACCCUGCUCCGGAUGCAAGCUGCGGGCCAGGGCCAGGGCGAGCGCGGGAGCGCAGAGGAGCUGCUCCGCACCCGGGAGGUGGAGGGCUACCAGGCCUGCGUGGUUCGUCUUAAGAACGAAGGGGAGAACGAAGUCAGCCUCUCUCAGUACAAAGAGUCGGUGAAGAGGCUGCUGCACCUGACCUGAAGGCCGUGCGCAGGGUCCGGCCUGGCACGGGAAGGCUCACCAGCCCCCUUCGAUGCGGGCAGCAUCCCUUCCCAGCUCCUGUGCGGUGACGGUGUGUUCGCUUUCUAGUAUGUGACCAACGACAAAACAAUUACACUGCUUGCAACAUCUGCGA
Nannospalax galili (Upper Galilee mountains blind mole rat) is the source of this 1213-nucleotide messenger RNA. RefSeq names its product mitochondrial ribosomal protein S35 (gene Mrps35). Gene Ontology annotation, biological process: mitochondrial translation. NCBI's taxonomy places the organism in Eukaryota, Metazoa, Chordata, Mammalia, Rodentia, Spalacidae. Gene Ontology annotation, cellular component: mitochondrial small ribosomal subunit. Gene Ontology annotation, molecular function: structural constituent of ribosome. The record is from RefSeq and is a predicted model, not a curated record. The transcript has 8 exons. The coding region runs from base 91 to 1059 and encodes 322 amino acids.